Eimeria mitis is the source of this 273-nucleotide messenger RNA. RefSeq lists its product as uncharacterized. NCBI's taxonomy places the organism in Eukaryota, Apicomplexa, Conoidasida, Eucoccidiorida, Eimeriidae. The coding region runs from base 1 to 273 and encodes 90 amino acids. The transcript has 2 exons. The record is from RefSeq and is a predicted model, not a curated record.
AUGGGUAACAACUCCAGCUGCAGCCUUCAAACCCCUGCAGCAACUGCAGCAGCAGCAGCAGCAGCAACAGCAGCAGCAGCAGCAGCAGCAGCAGCAGAUGCUGGGGGGAGCGAGCGACAGCAGCAACAGCAGCAGCAACAGCAGCAGCAGCAGCAGCAGAAGCAGCAGCAGGAACGUCCCCCGGAGCCUCUCCCUCCUCUGCUGCUUCAGCAGCAACAGCAGCAGCAACAGCAGCAGCAGCAACAGGAGCAGCAGCAGCAGCAGGAGAUAUAG